AUGCUUCCAACCAGCCAGCAUCAGCAACAGCAGCAGCAGCAUCCCUCGCCGGAUAUUGUUGCGCAACAGCAGCAACAACAGCUACAACAAGACGUGCAAACGCAGCAUUUGUUAAACGUGGCCGCUUCGUCCUAUACGACCGCCGUGUCCUCGAGUGGAGGUUACAGCAUGAGUUAUCCGGUUGUCACAGGGCAUCAUCUUACGGAGAACAACAAUCUGAUAAUGCACCCGUCCUACGGCAAACCGGCAGCCCACGUCGCACAUCAGCUAGGCCCAGCAUCGCUCAUUACGUUACAGCCUGUUCCUUUGGAGGCGCACCAUCACUCAACACUGCACCACGUGGCCAGUCUAGGUCCACCGCCACCAGGUACGCCAGGUUCCUUACAGCAACAACAGCAGCAGCAGCCAGGAGGACCGCCGCAGCAGUCUCAACAGCAGCCUUCCCACGGAGCGACAGUCGUCACGUCACUGGUACCACCGCCCGGCUCCGGUGCUUUGGGUGGUUUAAUAAUCGGCGGAGGAGGACAACACUUACAUCAUGCUUCAAUGCAGCAGCAACAGCAACACCAGCAACACCAACAUCAACAACAACAGCAGCAGCAACAGCAGAUGGACCAAAUGGGAGUAGUUCCGUCAUCGACCGCAGGACCUCAGAUGCAACAGGGUCCUCCGUCUUCCAUGUCGCACUCAUCGUCCAUGAACGAUCCUAACGGAAACGGAACAUAUUUGAUGAUUUCACUGUUCAAGUUAGCACAGGAGGAUAGUUAA
This is a messenger RNA of Anopheles nili, 768 nucleotides long. RefSeq names its product myb-like protein AA. NCBI's taxonomy places the organism in Eukaryota, Metazoa, Arthropoda, Insecta, Diptera, Culicidae. The record is from RefSeq and is a predicted model, not a curated record. Bases 1 to 768 code for a protein of 255 amino acids. The transcript is spliced from 2 exons.